Pseudocercospora fijiensis CIRAD86 is the source of this 1920-nucleotide messenger RNA. RefSeq lists its product as uncharacterized. The transcript is spliced from 2 exons. NCBI's taxonomy places the organism in Eukaryota, Fungi, Ascomycota, Dothideomycetes, Mycosphaerellales, Mycosphaerellaceae. The record is from RefSeq and is a predicted model, not a curated record. The coding region runs from base 1 to 1920 and encodes 639 amino acids.
AUGGAUUUCAAGCACCAUGGCAGCGACUACGCCAGUAACACUGUUUACGGCGGCAAAGUUCAGUUCGGCGAUAGCUACAACUUCAAUUCACAGAGCGAAGCAAACCAGAAGGAAGGCCUCCGUUCUGAAGCUCUCAAGGCCCUUUACUGGACGGACCCAGAAGUGGAUCUCACUAAGGCCCUAGAUCGGACAAGAGCUGGCCGCACGCCAGGAACAUGCGAAUGGGUUUUGAGGAAUGAGGAUUUCAAGGCAUGGCAGGCCGCGGAGGCGCCCCAACUGCUCCUUGUCACGGGAGAGCCUGGGAUCGGCAAGACUGUGCUCGCCACGUUUCUCGUCGAUCAUUUCAAGCCGCAACACGAGACGAAAGACUCAACUUUCGCUUACUUCUUUUGCAUGAAUGCAGAGGCUCGACAAUCGACCGGCCUCGGCAUCCUCCGAGGCUUAUUGCUAUUACUACUGAGGAAACAGCCAGCACUUUGUGAUCAUUUGUUGAACGACUUCGCAGUGAAAGGAGAGAGCCUGUUCGAUAGUAUCGAAUCUCUGUGGCCAGUAUUCGAAGCCGUCAUUACAGAUGGCAUCUUAGGCAAUCUUCUUCUGCAAAUCGACGGCCUGGAUGAGUGCGAAGAGAAUUCUCGCGAUCUUUUGGUGUCCAGGUUUGGUGGCCUUCUGCGAAAAGGGAGCUGCAAAAGAAUGAAGGUCGUCGUUACCAGCCGUGUCAUUCGAACCGCUAACGACCUGGCAAACGAUUUCCCAGGGGCUACACAAAGGAUUAUGAUGGAUGUAGGCAAAGUCAACAUAGACCUACAGCGCUUCAUCGAGUACGAAGUAGAGGACAUAGCGAAGCGUUGCAACUGGGACUCGGAUCUCAAAGCCGAAGUCAACGAGCAGGUCAAGAGUCGGGAUGGUGGGACAUUCGUAUGGGUGUCGCUCGCGCUAAAGACUGUGUCGAAGAAAAGACCUCACCAGGUCAUCCAUGAGCUCUCCCAACUACCGCUAGGCCUUCGGGAUUUGUACGCACGUAUCCUUCACGAAAUACCAUCGGAUGAACGAGACACAGUGUACCGAGUCUUGGUUCUCGUGGUUGCCGCUCGCGCGCCCCUGUCUCUAGAUGAGAUCUCGAUUGCGCUACACUUCUACCCGGGACGCCGUAGGAGGAGGAAGCUACCUACUGGGAAGGAGAUGGAUCAAGGCAAGCAUUGGGUACAGACUUGCGCCAUCCUCCUUCGCAUGAACGAAGAGGAUGGUCGCGUCCGCGUCAAUGUGUUUCAUUUGACGCUAAAGGAGUUCUUGACAGGCCAAUCACUGCCUCCACAUGUCUCAAGUUAUCGCAUCGAUCAAAACCAAGCUGAGCAGACUCUCUUGGAGAUCAGUACAGCAUAUCUCCUCUCUGAAGAGCUGGAUGCUAUUGCAAUUGAUGCUGAGAAAUUAAGGGACAUGGCUUCGGACAGAUUCAAGUAUCGAGAACCCGAAGAAUUGGUGCAUCGUGAGGAAACCAUACCCCGCAAGAAGCCUAUUCGCCUUCUUAAGAACAAGAUACUGCGUGGCCUCAAAGGUCGUCAGAAAGAGAAGGAAGGAAAGGGACAGAGAGAAGAGGCGAAAGAGCAAGAAGAGAAGCAUAGGCCAUUCGAGCUAUGUAAAGCUUGGUCAGAAGUUGAAGAUAGGCAACUCAUACUGCUCGAGUCAGCAUAUCGGUUUCAAGAAGACUGGAACGAGGCCACAGCGAUGAAGCAGAUUCGAAUCAUGAUUCUCAUACCCAAGCAAAGGAAGCAGGCCCGACCUUUGUACCUGAAGGAAAGCCGCCGGCCCAACAGGACCGGGACGCAUUCGAUUUGCUGUUCUAUACAGCGAGGCUGGAUUGCAUUCCUGACGGAUCGUCCCUACUCCAUUCAGCAGCUUCAAUCUGUUGCUCUUAUCUUGUGA